Molecule: messenger RNA, 1115 nt
Organism: Fragaria vesca subsp. vesca
Lineage: Eukaryota; Viridiplantae; Streptophyta; Magnoliopsida; Rosales; Rosaceae
Product: inactive rhomboid protein 2-like
Exons: 5
Coding region: 162-1115 (317 amino acids)
Biological process (GO): proteolysis
Cellular component (GO): membrane
Molecular function (GO): serine-type endopeptidase activity
Source: RefSeq, a predicted model, not a curated record
CUAAAAUCAGGAAAAGUUACCUAAUCUAACCGCCCCAACCCAGAAAAAAAUCGUUCCUUGCCCACCAAGAACACCUCUCCCUCCCUCCUUACAACCUGGUGCACAUUAGCAUCUUCUGGGUGCAGUGUGUACCUCCAGCUUCCACAUUCCCCGUGGCCGAGAUGGGGAAGGGACCGCCAUCCACCGACGUCGAAAAGGGGCCACCAGAAAGGGGACUUGAGAAGAGGCAUCAGAGAAGCCGGCCACCUCCGCCACAAAUAUGCCCCCCACCAGAAAAGCCAUGGUUUUCGUGGCUCGUACCAGUCAUGUUUCUGAUCAAUGUCAUCAUGUUCAUCGUCACCAUGUAUUAUAACAAUUGCCCUUCUCAAGAGGAACAUCCAAAAUGCGUUUUGCCUUUCUUGGGGAGGUUCUCUUUCCAACCCAUCAAAGAAAACUACCUCCUUGGUCCUUCUAUGAACACUCUGACAAAGCUAGGUGCCCUUUUCCGGAACUUAGUGGUGGAAGAAGGACAAGGAUGGCGUCUCGUAACUUGCAUGUGGCUUCAUGUUGGACUUGUUCAUCUGCUUGUUAACAUGAUAAGCCUUCUAUUCGUAGGAAUCCGGCUUGAGCAGGAAUUCGGUUUCAUCAGAAUAGGACUCCUCUACUUACUUGCUGGAUUAGGUGGAAGCUUAGCAUCUGCAAUUCAUCAAAGACAAAUUAAAGAGCUACAAGUAUCAGUUGGCGCAUCUGGGGCACUUUUUGGAUUGUUGGGAGCCAUGCUUUCUGAGCUUUUUACAAACUGGACAAUCUAUACAAGAAAGUGCAUAGCGCUCCUCAUACUCGUCGUCGUCAUUUCCCUGAAUUUGGCGCUAGGUUUUAUACCUAGAGUGGACAGUUCAGCUCAUAUAGGAGGAUUCCUCGCCGGCUUUUUCGUCGGCUUUGUUAUUCUAGUUCGGCCUCAAUUUGGAUAUGUAAACCGCAAGUACAUUCCUACUUCCUAUAAGGGCCAACUUAAAUCUAGGCACAAGUGGUAUCAAUAUGUACUAGGAAUCACUGCUGCUAUAAUCUUAGUUCUCGGAUAUACAUAUGCUUUUGGCAAGCUAUAUGAUGUUCCCCUGAUGAAAAAUCUGCCCUGA